AGCCCGAACGGGGAUGGGCGGAGCCAGUCUAGCUGCUGCACAGGCUGGCUGGCUGCUAAGGGCUGCUCUGUGCUUUUGCCAGAGGACAGAGACUGACAUGGAACAGGGGAAGGGCCUGACUGGCUUCAUCCUGGCUAUCAUUCUUCUUCAAGGUAGUUUGGCCCAAUCAUUUGAAGGAAACCGCAAGCUUAACGUGUAUAACCAAGAAGAUGGUUCAGUACUUCUGACUUGUCAUGUGAAAAACACAAAUAUCACAUGGUUUAAAGAAGGGAAGAUGAUAGACAUCCUAACUGCACAUAAAAAUAAAUGGAAUCUGGGAAGUAAUACCAAGGACCCUCGAGGGGUGUAUCAGUGUAAAGGAUCAAAGGACAAGUCAAAAACACUUCAAGUGUAUUACAGAAUGUGUCAGAACUGCAUUGAACUAAAUGCAGCCACCAUAUUGGGCUUUGUCUUAGCUGAAAUCAUCAGCAUUUUCUUCCUUGCUGUUGGGGUCUACUUCAUUGCUGGACAGGAUGGAGUUCGCCAGUCAAGAGGUAAGGAAAAAAUGACCUUAUGACUGUGCUGUCCUUUCCAGCCCCUCAAGGAUCGAGAAGAUGACCAGUACAGUCACCUUCAAGGAAACCAGUUGAGGAGGAAUUGA
Molecule: messenger RNA, 640 nt
Organism: Mandrillus leucophaeus (drill)
Lineage: Eukaryota; Metazoa; Chordata; Mammalia; Primates; Cercopithecidae
Gene: CD3G
Product: CD3g molecule, gamma (CD3-TCR complex)
Exons: 5
Biological process (GO): cell surface receptor signaling pathway; positive thymic T cell selection
Cellular component (GO): external side of plasma membrane; alpha-beta T cell receptor complex
Molecular function (GO): transmembrane signaling receptor activity
Source: RefSeq, a predicted model, not a curated record